UGAUCCCGAAAUUAGAUUUAAUGUGGGAACGAAAGCGGUCCAGCUUGCAGAUUUUGUCCCCGUCAAACAAUGUUGGAAUCUGCACAAGACCCCCGACUCCAUUCGGAACGUUCUUCGUCCCUCCAUCCAGACUCGAAGCCUUGUCUUUUUCAAGCUCCGACACCAUAUAAAAAUAACCCAAUUCGUAAGUCCCGAUCACCCCGGCGGCGACGAUACAAGUCGUGGUCCCGAAGCUGAUCGGCGAGGAAAAGAAAAGAUCAAAACCGGCGCCCCGCGCGAUCGGCGGGCGGGAAAUAUUUUAAGGUUUUUGUAGGGUUUGUGCGUGUGGACAUUAAAGUACUUUCCGAAGCGACGAGGGACAACGAGAUCGAGGAGGGUGUCGUAAGGGGUAAAAAAACGUGCAAGGAAUUUAAUGCUUUGAGGAGGAGGAUGUGAUAGCGAUCGAGAAAAGGUCCGCGGUUGAUCUGCGAAUUCCCGUUCGGCCUCCGCUGCGAAAGAGGCGAUUAGAAGCAGUGCAAAGGAGGGAUUUUUAAACAGAAGAUCGCCGCCGCCGCCUUCGUCGUCCGGCGAUGGUCUUCGUCUCCCUCUCUCCUCGGCCCCCGAGAGUGUCCGCGAGACUGUCUUCUGGGUACCCGCCAAGAAUGUCCUCCGUCGCCGCCGCCGCCCCCCUCCUCCUCGUUCUUGCGCUGUCCUCCUGCUGCUUCUUGGACGUCGCCCGGUCCGAUCUCGACUCCGACAAGGGGGCGCUCCUCGCCCUACGCUCCGCCGUCGGCGGCCGCCCCCUGCUCUGGAAUCUCUCCCUCCCGCCCUGCGACUGGACCGGCGUCUUCUGCGACUCGGCCCGGCAGAAGGUCAUCGAGCUCCGGUUCCCCGCGAUGGGCCUCGCCGGGGGCAUCCCGGCCGGCACCAUCGCCAACCUCACCCAGCUUCAGACCAUCUCGUUUCACUCCAACUCGCUCUCGGGGCCCCUCCCCGACCUCGCUUCCCUCUCCGAGCUCCGCAACCUCUACCUCCAGAGCAACUCCUUCUCCGGCGGGCUGCCGCCCUCCCUGUUCGCCCUCCCGAACCUCGUCCGCCUCAACCUCGCCUCCAACAAAUUGUCCGGCGAGAUCCCCCCGGCGUUCGGCAACCUCACCCGGCUCAAGACCCUGUUUCUGGAGGAUAAUCAGUUCACCGGGCCGAUCCCGGACCUGAACCUGACCCUCGACCAGUUCAAUGUCUCGUCCAACCAGCUGACCGGGCCGAUCCCGUCAGCGCUCUCGACCAAGCCACCGUCCGCCUUCGCAGGGAACUCGCUCUGCGGGCCCCCGCUCCAGUCUUGCAACGCCACUGGCAACGGCAAUAAGCUAUCCGGCGGAGCCAUCGCCGGGAUUGUGAUCGGCUCCGUCAUCGGGCUCUUCCUGAUUCUCCUCGUUCUUAUCAUCUUGUGCCGUCGCAAGAGCCGUGGCGGCGGCGAGAAGCCCAAAUCGCUGGAAUCCCAAGCGGCCAGGGGGGCCGAAGCCGACAUCGCGCAGACCCGUGAAGCCAAGAGCGUCGGCGAGCCCAAGGCAAGCAGCGCCGCGGUCAUCAGUGGCGACAAGAGCGUCAACAAGAGCUUGGUGUUCUUCGGGAAGGGGGAUGCGGUGGCGGCGUUCGACCUGGAGGACCUGCUGCGGGCGUCGGCGGAGGUGCUGGGGAGGGGGACGUUCGGGACGACGUACAAGGCGACGCUGGAGACGGGGAUAACCGUAGCGGUGAAGAGGCUGAAGGACUUGAGCGUGGGGGAGGCGGAGUUCAGGGAGAGGAUGAGGCAGACCGGGGCGGUGGAGCACGAGAACCUGGUGGGGCUGAGGGCCUAUUACUACAACAAGGACGAGAGGCUUCUCGUUUACGAGUACCUGCCCAUCGGAAGCCUGUCCGCGCUUUUACAUGGAAACUCCGUAGUCGGCAGGACUCCACUUAAUUGGGACACCCGAUGUGACAUUGCCCUUGGUGCGGCCCGUGGAAUCGCCCACCUCCACUCCCAGGACGCCGUGACAUCCCACGGCAACAUCAAGUCAUCCAACGUCCUCCUCACCAAGUCCUAUAAAGCCCGGGUCUCCGACUUCAGCCUUGCUCCCAUUGCGAACCUCAUUGCAGCUCCCAACCGCAUCGACGGCUAUCGCGCACCGGAGGUGACGGACUACCACAAGGUGUCUCAAAAGGCCGAUGUGUACAGCUUCGGGGUGUUGCUGCUAGAGCUGCUGACAGGCAAGGCGCCCACGCAUUCGCUGCUGAACGAGGAAGGAGUGGACCUCCCGAGGUGGGUGCAGUCGGUGGUCAAGGAGGAGUGGACUGCUGAAGUGUUCGACGACGAGCUACUCAGGUACCAGGAUGUCGAGGAGGACAUGGUCGAGCUCUUGCAGCUUGCGAUGCAUUGCGCUGCUCAGUACCCGGAUAAACGCCCUCCGAUGGCUCAGGUCGUGAACAAGAUUGAGGAAAUUUGCCGUUCAAGCAUGCUGCACGAGCAAGAAGAGCACAGUGGUCAUCGGAUCCCAGUCGAUUCAGGCGCGGCGGCGCCUUCUUCUUCAUUCGACUGAUGAAGGAUCAUCAGUUACCUUGGCAAUUGCGGUCGGAACAUUUGGGCUGUGUAUUACGAGUGAUUCAUUGCUUCAUUUUUUUGUUGGGCAUAUAUAUUUUAGAUGACUGGUUUAUUUGACCUUCCUGUCGUCAACGUGCAAUAAGCCCCUUUUUUUUUCAUUUUUUUUUUCAUGGUAAUAGUUUACUGACUUUCAAUUUUUCUUUCUAUUUACAAGCAAAAGGUCAUGUUUGUAAAUUUUGUAUCAAACAUUUUUCUGUCAUGAAGACAGUACUGUUGCUAAAUACUAUUGCCUCAAGGUCCUGGCAUAGUGCUCGAAUCA
This is a messenger RNA of Eucalyptus grandis, 2879 nucleotides long. Its product is annotated as probable inactive receptor kinase At3g02880. The transcript has 2 exons. The record is from RefSeq and is a predicted model, not a curated record. NCBI's taxonomy places the organism in Eukaryota, Viridiplantae, Streptophyta, Magnoliopsida, Myrtales, Myrtaceae. Gene Ontology annotation, molecular function: protein binding; protein kinase activity; ATP binding. The coding region runs from base 570 to 2558 and encodes 662 amino acids. Gene Ontology annotation, biological process: protein phosphorylation.